AUGGGUCCGAAAAGAAUCUCGGUGACGCAACUUAAGGCCGAACUAAGGAAGCGGGGCUUGCCAAUCAGCGGGAAGAAGGCAGAUCUUAUAGCUCGCCUAAAUCAAAACGACCUGAACGGAGAUUGGUUAAACGGAAUUCAGACCGGAACCUCAGAUACCGCUCCGGAUAGUACGGGAUCGGACGAGUACGAGGAGGUGGAAGACGAGGACGGAAAACAAGAGGAAGAAAGAAUGGAAGGUCGAAAUACAGCAGAGAACGGAAAUCGGCCGAGAGGUCGUAGAGAUAACAAUGUAAGUGUCGGAAGAUUAGAGCGUCAAUAUCACGAUAUGCAACUCGAGUUCGAACGACGUGACAACGAGCUAUUAAGAAGAGAGCUAGAAAUUGCUCGUCGAGAAAACGAACAAUUACGUCGAGUUACGCCACCAAUGGUAGAAGUACCACUUAAGAGAGAAAAUAUCAGUGCUAUGUUAGAACUGGUAGGAUUUUUUGAUGGAAGUGCUGGCACGUUCAGGAAGUGGGAACAACAGAUUAGGCAACUGUGUGCAACGUAUCGCCUGGACGAUGACCGAGCCAAGCUGUUAGUCAGCAAUAAGUUGAAAGGUAAAGCGAAGUCGUGGUUUCAAGCAGAAAACACGAUUACCAUGACUCUCGAUGAAAUAAUGGAUGGAUUUAGGAGAAUGUAUGACCAUCGUCCAACACGUGUAGCGCUGAGAAAAAAAUUCGAGGCGAGAGAAUGGAAAUCAUCUGAGAAUUUCGCAGACUAUUUCCACGAUAAGGUAAUACUGGCUAAAAACGUUCCCAUUGAUGAAGAAGAAAUGGUCGAUUAUUUAAUUGAUGAUAUUCCGAGCGACCAUCUGCAAGAUCUAGCAAGAAUGAAGGAAUUUUCGAAGAAAGAAGACAUGCUGAGAGUAUUCGAGAAAAUAUCAUUACGAUCAACUGCAAAAAGUAAUUUUAAACGUGAUUCGCGAUCAACAAAUAAGCAAGAUACUAAGCUACAAGCGGAACUAUCAAAAGAUGGCGAGAAGAAAGAAGAAAAACAAGAAAAGAGCGAGGAAAAGAAAUCAAAGAAACCUCGCUGUUACAAUUGCAACAAAUUUGGACAUCUGGCGGUCGAUUGUCAACAGCCAAAGCGCGAGAAAGGCUCGUGUUUUAGAUGCGGGGUGAUGGGUCAUGCAGUUAAGGACUGCCCGUCAAAGGCUGCACCAUCAGCGGACGUUGCAGUCGUCGACGACGUCGAUACCCAAGUCUGCUCUGUUAUGAACGACAUGGAGAAAGAGGGGGCAUUUUUCGAGUACAUAGAUUAUGAAAUUAGUCAACCUAAAAUAGGUCAGAAAAUUAGACUUAAUACCUUAAUGGAUACAGGUAGUAAAAUUAGUUUUGUAAAAGAAAGCAUAGUUCCGAGAGAUGCAAUACAGUUACUUGAUAAGUUUUCAGGAAAUUAUUAUGGUAUUAAUCACUCAUUAUUACAGGUAGUUGGAUACGUCAAACUAAAUAUUACAUUCAAAGAUGAAACAAUAGAUGAUCAAACAGUAUUAGUUGUUCCAGACACAACUAUGACUAGUCCAGUAAUAUUAGGACGUGAUACGCUAAAGAGGUUUGGAUUACGCUUAAGGAAGAUGGAAAGCCAGGCAAUAGAUGAUCUUCUAAAUGUAGAGAUAAGUGAUUCGCGUGAUAUAGCAUUAGAUUCUUUAAAUGUAAGCACUGAGAUACCUUGCGAUGUACAGCUUAAUCUGCGAGAACUUUUUAAAUCUGAGUACAUUGAGCCCAAGAGACCGAGUAUUCCGAGAGUCGAUAUGGAGUUAAAGUUAUAUUUGUCAGACAACAAACCGUUUCAUUUCAAUCCGCGUCGAAUGUCAGCUUUUGAAAAGGAAAAGCUAAGGAAAAUAUUAGAUGAAUUACUGGAAAGACACAUAAUUCAACCUAGUAAGUCCGAAUUUGCUUCACCAAUUAUUUUAGUAAAAAAGAAAAACGGAGACUCUCGACUCUGCGUUGAUUAUAGAGUACUCAACAAAGUCUUACGUAGAGAUAAUUAUCCUCUCCCUAUAAUUGAAGACCACAUUGAUUCCCUCAGAGACAAAAAAUAUUUCAGUAUACUAGAUCUGAAAGAUGGGUUUUUCCACAUUAAGGUUGCGGACGAAUCAAUAAAAUAUACUGCAUUUACGACGCCUUUCGGAAUAUUCGAAUAUCGGCACAUGCCAUUUGGACUCAAGGUCGGGCCAGCAAGGUUUCAGAGAUUUGUAAACGAAGCACUAGCAGAGCAAAUUAGAAGCGGAGAUAUAGUCGUUUAUAUGGAUGACGUAUUAGUUGCGACGGUCACUGUAGAUCAUCAUUUCAAAGUGUUAAAACAGUUAUUUAAGUGCCUAGUAGAAAAUCUGUUGGAGCUCCGUAUCGACAAAUGCAGAUUUUUAUGUACAGAAGUAGAAUUUUUGGGUUAUCGCAUAUCAGAGAGCGGAGUUAAACCGAAUAAAGCGGGAGUUAAUGCAAUUGAAAAUUAUCCAACUCCGGAUAAUAUAAAAAGCUUACAACGCUUCCUCGGGAUGAUAGCGUAUUUUCGGAAAUUUAUUGAGGGUUUCUCCGUCAUAGCGAAACCGUUAUACGAUCAGCUUCGAAAGAACGUAGAAUUUAUGUUCGGAGAACAACAGUUUCAGGCAUUCCAAUCACUAAAAAAAAGGUUACUCGAGGCACCUAUACUUAGUAUAUAA
Messenger RNA from Cyphomyrmex costatus, 2703 nucleotides. RefSeq lists its product as uncharacterized. The record is from RefSeq and is a predicted model, not a curated record. NCBI's taxonomy places the organism in Eukaryota, Metazoa, Arthropoda, Insecta, Hymenoptera, Formicidae. Gene Ontology annotation, molecular function: zinc ion binding; nucleic acid binding. The transcript has a single exon. Bases 1 to 2703 code for a protein of 900 amino acids.